This is a messenger RNA of Ipomoea nil (Japanese morning glory), 1455 nucleotides long. RefSeq names its product putative late blight resistance protein homolog R1A-10. The record is from RefSeq and is a predicted model, not a curated record. Gene Ontology annotation, molecular function: alpha-tubulin binding. Bases 222 to 1121 code for a protein of 299 amino acids. Lineage: Eukaryota; Viridiplantae; Streptophyta; Magnoliopsida; Solanales; Convolvulaceae. The transcript is spliced from 2 exons. Gene Ontology annotation, biological process: protein folding.
UUAAUGAUGGAUAUCGUCGCUUGUGUAUCCAUUCCUCCGUCUUGAACUUUAUAUCUUCAGAGAAUCAGGUAUCUGGCGACCAUAUUCGCUCUUUCUUGACAUCAUCCCCCAAACUAGAGAUUCCCAAAGAACACUUGGGAAAAAUCCCAAAAGCCUAUCCACUUCUCAGUGUUUUUGAUGCUGAGGCCCUCAAAUUUGAAAUAUUGCCCAAUGAGCUUUAUAUGCUAUAUCAUCUACGCUUCCUAGCUGUCACAACUGACCUCAGUGUCCUUCCAAAAUUAUUCACUGAUCUAUGGAACAUGCAAACUCUUAUAUUCAAUACUACCAAGAGUGUUGUUCAAGUUAAUGCUGAUAUAUGGAGCAUGCCAAAACUAAGGCAUAUCAUGGUCAAUGCAUCUUUGGAAUUUUCUCCUCCUCCCAAAAAGGGUAAAGACAAGUCAUCGUCAGCGUCAUCUUCUCGGGCAGACUUACAAACUCUUUCCACCAUAUCACCCAAUAGCUGCACUGAAGAUAUCUUUGCCAAGACGCCCAACCUUUUGAAACUGGGCGUUCGUGGGAAUUUAGCAGAGCUUCUAGAGAGCAGUGGAGGCAUUUGUUUGUUUGACAAUAUUCACAAGCUGCAUAAUCUGGAUAGUCUGAAGCUUUUGCAUGAAUCCGCCAACAAUCAGGGCAGCAUGCUGUGGACCUUUCCUCGACCUGAAAAAUUCCCGCGCAAGCUAAGGAAGCUGACUUUACACAAAACAUCCUUUGGUUGGAAAGACAUCUCCAUUUUGGCAUCCCUCGACAAGCUAGAGGUGCUCAAGUUGGAUGAAUUUGCAGUGAAUGGGGACACUUGGGCACUUAACAACGAUGCUGUUUUCAACAAUCUCCAGUUCCUGCGGAUUGGGAGAACCGAUUUAGCCACCUGGACUUGUGGGAAGGAUAGCUUUCCAGUAUUGAAAUCCCUUUACCUCUUGCAUUGUGAAUUCCUUAAUGCACUCCCACUUUCCUUGAAGGAUGUGAAAACCCUCAAGCUUCUGGAUUUGUUUCAUACCAACAAGAAGGCUGCUCCUUCUGCAAAGGAAAUACGAGACCAUAAACCUAAAGGGUUUGAGCUUACUAUUUAUCCUCCUAUUCACUGAUUUAUUUCAACUCCGGCCAUCUUUUGCUUUGCAAUAAAAGGAGAAUCAAAUAACAGUUUCAAAUCGAUAUAUAUAUAUAUAUAUAUAUAUAUGGCUCUGAUCUUCCAAUGCAACUUCUCUUAUCACUAUGUUUGCGACACUUUCUUUGUUCUUGUUUUCUUUUAAUUUGUUUUUGCAAUAAAGGCUGGCAUGUACGGCACUUCUGUACGGUUUCAUAUGUUGAGCUCAAGCUUAGCUUGAGUGCUGUGUUUAAUUCUGAGUUUCUGUGUGAACUUGUUCAUGUUUAAACAUUUGUAUAAAUGACUAUCUAUCUAAACUUUUCUAGAUUACAUUU